CGCCCGUAGUAUGUGCGAGCCCCGGACGGUUGCCGAGCGGAGCUGCGCCUGCCGGUCUGGGUCCGAGCCCCUUGGUUCGCGCUUUCUCCGCGCCCCCCGCUCGGCCACGCCGGCCCUCGCCGCACCAUGCCGUGCACUUGCACCUGGAGGAACUGGCGCCAGUGGAUCCGCCCGCUGGCCGUGGUCAUCUACCUGGUGGCCAUCGUCGUGGCCGUGCCUCUCUGCGUCUGGGAGUUGCAGAAACUGGAGGUCGGUAUUCACACCAAGGCAUGGUUCAUUGCUGGAAUCUUCUUGCUCUUGACGAUCCCUGUGUCACUUUGGGUCAUCCUGCAGCACUUGGUACACUACACGCAGCCUGAGCUCCAGAAACCCAUCAUUAGGAUUCUCUGGAUGGUGCCAAUAUACAGUUUGGAUAGUUGGGUAGCGCUUAAAUAUCCCAGCAUUGCCAUAUACGUGGACACCUGCCGAGAAUGUUACGAAGCUUAUGUUAUUUACAACUUCAUGGUAUUUCUCACCAACUAUCUGACUAAUCGGUACCCGAACCUGGUCCUAAUCCUCGAAGCCAAAGAACAGCAGAGACAUUUCCCUCCUCUAUGCUGCUGUCCACCCUGGCCGAUGGGAGAGGUAUUGCUGUUCAGGUGCAAACUAGGUGUGCUACAGUACACAGUUGUCAGGCCCUUCACUACUAUCAUCGCAUUAAUCUGUGAGCUGCUUCAUGUGUAUGAUGAAGGGAACUUCAGUUUCUCAAAUGCUUGGACUUACUUGGUUAUAAUAAAUAAUAUGUCACAAUUGUUUGCCAUGUAUUGUCUUCUGCUGUUUUAUCAAGUACUGAAGGAGGAACUGAGUCCAAUCCAACCUGUGGGCAAAUUUCUUUGUGUUAAGCUAGUGGUCUUUGUUUCUUUUUGGCAAGCCGUGGUGAUUGCUCUGCUGGUGAAGGUGGGUGUCAUCUCGGAAAAGCACACGUGGGAGUGGCAGACAGUAGAAGCUGUGGCCACAGGACUCCAAGAUUUUAUCAUCUGCAUCGAAAUGUUCCUUGCUGCUAUUGCCCAUCACUACACGUUUUCAUAUAGGCCCUACGUCCAAGAAGCAGAGGAGGGAUCCUGCUUUGACUCCUUUCUUGCCAUGUGGGAUGUCUCAGAUAUCAGGGAUGACAUAUCAGAACAAGUCAGACAUGUCGGAAGAACCGUCAUGGGACAGCCUCGUAAGAAAUUUUUUCCCGAGGAUCAGGAUCACAAUGAACAUACAAGCUUGUUGUCCUCAUCUUCACAAGAUGCGCUUUCCGUUGUCUCUGUGCCGCCAUCCCCUGCCGGCCACUACCAGGGGUUUGGACAUACUCUGACUCCUCAGACUACGCCUGGUAUGGUUGGGGAGAUCCCAGAGAGACCCGAAAGUCCAAACUAAGGACUUCCUGAAUGCUGUGCUUGGACACGCCCUGAAUAAUGGAACUUUCAGUAGAAAGAUCGGUGGCUGCAAGACGCACUCAGGGAUCUAAGGAUCCUAGAGCUUCUUCACCUGGUGGAUCCCAAUGCUCAGGACAAUGUGCUGGGAGAAGCCAUAAAUGAUAGGAAAUCUUCAAACAACGUUAGGUGAGAACAAGGUACAGGUGUUGGACUUCUCUAGCUAAAUUUUGUAUCUCACAAAUAAUAGAUCUAUACACUCUAGAUUUAGACUUGAUUUCUUAACAUCUGGCACAUUAUCACACAGUCCUCAAAUGGCUAACAUGUUCCCACGUAUUACCUUGCUUUAUCAAGGCAGACAUUAUUUUUUAAAUAAUGCUUCCUAGAACUGCAUGAAUAUAAAGCUCUGGAAGUAGCAGAGAGUAAAUGUGGAAAUAUGAACUAGUGGAACUUAAUCAUGAUCAUGUGCCAUAUAUGGUUGCCUAACAAUUUCUCUUUCUCAAUUGGUUAUCUUUCAAUAAAGAAUUUGUCAUUUA
This is a messenger RNA of Suncus etruscus (white-toothed pygmy shrew), 1933 nucleotides long. It is a transcript of the gene TMEM184C, whose product is annotated as transmembrane protein 184C. The transcript has 10 exons. The coding region runs from base 127 to 1401 and encodes 424 amino acids. Lineage: Eukaryota; Metazoa; Chordata; Mammalia; Eulipotyphla; Soricidae. Gene Ontology annotation, biological process: transport. The record is from RefSeq and is a predicted model, not a curated record. Gene Ontology annotation, molecular function: transporter activity.